AUGCCGACCCCCGAAUCCGACCUCUUCAAGGCUCAAAAGCCCACAGUCGCGCCCACAUUCAACGGCGUCGAUUUUGACGACACCAAGGCCUUCAAAGCCGCCGAGGAUGCCAUUAUCCGCGAGCAAUGGGUCGGCGCCAUGAUGACCCGACUCAUCGGCGAGGAAUUGAGCAAAUGCUACAUCAAGAAUGGAAACAACCACCUGGAAAAGUGCGGUGACCUGCGAGAGAAGUAUCUUCAGUCGCUUGCCGCCAACAAGAUCAAGGGAACAAAGUUCUUGCAACAAAACUACCUGGAGAAGCAGGAUGAGGAGUUGGACAUUGCCGCAAAGGUGCACACGUCGGACAAGAUCGCCAAGCUGAACCAGGGGCGAUUCUCUUCAUAA
This is a messenger RNA of Cordyceps militaris CM01, 384 nucleotides long. RefSeq names its product NADH-ubiquinone oxidoreductase 12 kDa subunit. Bases 1 to 384 code for a protein of 127 amino acids. The record is from RefSeq and is a predicted model, not a curated record. Lineage: Eukaryota; Fungi; Ascomycota; Sordariomycetes; Hypocreales; Cordycipitaceae. The transcript is spliced from 2 exons.